AUGUCGCUACAUUGUAAAGAAAUGGAACCCAUCAGACAGAUACAUAUCACACCAUUCCUGCACAAAGAAGAAAACUCUAAUAAUUGUACAGCAACAGUGAACCACUGCACAUUCUCUCGUGAUGGCCAGCUCCUAUUAACGGGUUCAGAUGACUGUAAUGCUUGUAUCUGGUAUGUUAAAGGUGAAAAACUUCUAUCUAAAGUAAAAGGUCACACAGGCCCAGUGAAGGCUUGUGAGUUCUCUAAUGACUCUAGUCUCUUCGCCACUGGAUCCUGUGAUUGUACUGUAAAAAUAUGGAAGACAAAAACAGGAAGAUGUCUGCACACUUUACAAGGACACAGUAAAAGUGUGGAGACUGUAUGCUUCAACCUUAAUUCGAGGCUGCUAGCAUCUGCUGGCUGGGACCACACAGCUAUUCUUUGGGAUACAAUGACAGGCUUUGCUUUGAAAGUUCUUUCUGGACACAAGAAUGUCAUCAAAACCUGUGACUUUUCAAACACUGGAGAAUAUCUGGCCACUGGAUCCUGGGAUUAUACAAUCAGAGUGUGGAAGGUACAAAAAACUACACGGAGAAUAACUCUGCAUGGUCACACAGGCAACGUGAGCUGUGUAAAGUUUUCUGCAUUUGGAAUGUUGGCUUCAGGGUCCUGGGACAAGACUGUAUGUGUAUGGAAUUCAAAAAAUGGACGCCUGAUCUUUCAUCUGAAGGAGCACACUGGCCGGGUGAUGGCUCUUUCAUUCUCCAUGGAUUCAAUUCUAUUGGUGACAGCAGCAGAAGAUGAAACGGUGAAUGUGAAGGAAUUGACUUGUACAGGAAUUCUUGGUUUCCAUUGA
Molecule: messenger RNA, 834 nt
Organism: Hemiscyllium ocellatum (epaulette shark)
Lineage: Eukaryota; Metazoa; Chordata; Chondrichthyes; Orectolobiformes; Hemiscylliidae
Product: WD repeat-containing protein 38-like
Exons: 7
Coding region: 1-834 (277 amino acids)
Biological process (GO): mRNA splicing, via spliceosome
Cellular component (GO): U4/U6 x U5 tri-snRNP complex
Molecular function (GO): protein binding; U4 snRNA binding; U6 snRNA binding
Source: RefSeq, a predicted model, not a curated record